AACAUGGAGGACACUACUGGCAGUAAUCCCCAAUCUCUUGGAUUUACAGAGAAAUUAAAGUCUUGGCUCUCUUGGUCAUGGACUUACGUGUGCUUCAUUUGGUUCGGCAUGGUGCUGAUCAUGAUAUACGUCCUGUGGAGCCCGCUGAAACUGCAGGAAACUCUUACCUCAGCCUCAGUGUUUUUAAAUACACUGACCCCUAAAUUCUAUGUGGCUCUCACUGGAACCUCCUCUCUCAUCUCUGGACUCAUCCUUAUAUUUGAGUGGUGGUAUUUCCGUAAAUAUGGGACAUCGUUCAUUGAACAAGUGUCAGUGAGCCACCUGCGUCCUCUUCUGGGAGGAGUGGAGAGCAGCUCCACGACUGGUCUGUUUUCAUCAGUUAAUGGAGAGGCAGAGCCUAGACCCAGUGUUUCAGAGUGUAAGGUCUGGAGGAACCCUUUGAAUCUGUUCAGGGGAGCAGAAUAUAACAGGUACACCUGGGUAACCGGGAAGGAACCCUUAACGUACUAUGAUAUGAACCUGUCUGCUCAAGACCAUCAGACCUUCUUCACAGGAGACACUCAACAGUUAAGGCCAGAAGAUGCUGUGAUGCAGAAAGCCUGGAGGGAGAGAAAUCCUCAAGCCAGGAUCAGAGCAGCUUACCAGGCCAUAGAAAUGAACCAUGAAUGUGCUGCGGCCUAUGUGCUUCUAGCAGAGGAAGAAGCCACAACUAUCACAGAAGCUGAACGCCUCUUCAAAAAAGCAUUAAGUAUUGCUGGAAAAGAUAUCAACUUACUGGUGUACAUUAAACGCAGACUGGCAAUGUGUGCACGCAAGCUGGGACGGAUUAAAGAAGCAGUGAAAAUGAUGAGAGAUUUAAUGAAGGAGUUCCCACUGUUGGGAAUGUUAAAUAUACACGAAAACCUCUUGGAGGCACUUCUAGAGCUUCAGGCAUAUGCUGAUGUCCAAGCAGUCCUUGCCAAAUACGAUGACAUCAGUUUGCCAAAAUCAGCCACUAUAUGCUACACAUCUGCACUGUUGAAAGCACGGGCUGUGUCAGAUAAGUUCUCUCCAGAGGCAGCGUCCAGGCGGGGACUAAGCACAGCAGAGAUGAAUGCUGUGGAGGCCAUACACAGAGCUGUUGAGUUCAAUCCACAUGUGCCAAAGUACUUAUUAGAGAUGAAGAGUCUGAUCCUGCCUCCAGAGCACAUCUUGAAGAGAGGUGACAGUGAGGCAGUGGCAUACGCCUUCUUUCACCUGCAGCACUGGAAGAGGGCAGAGGGAGCCUUAAACCUACUACACUGUACCUGGGAGGGCACCUUCCGGAUAAUUCCUUACCCACUGGAGAAGGGUCACCUGUUUUACCCUUACCCAGGAUGCACAGAAACAGCAGAUAGAGAACUACUGCCCUCUUUUCACGAGGUGUCUGUGUACCCAAAGAAAGAGCUUCCCUUCUUCAUCCUCUUCACAGCAGGCCUUUGCUCCUUCACUGCCAUACUGGCCAUGCUCACACAUCAGUUCCCUGAGCUCAUGGGUGUCUUUGCCAAAGCAUUCUUCAGCACACUCUUUGCACCCCUGGGUUUCUUCGCAGACAAGAUGGAAAGCUUCAUGCCGUCCAGUUUUUGGCACCAGCUGACUCGGAUCUGACCCCAUCUCACACACACGCACACAGCGCACACAAAGACACACACAUACACACCAAUACCACUCCAAACCCUCAGACAAAAAGUGUUUGCUCUCCUGUCUUCAGCAUUACUGUCCACUUGCUGCACUGUUACUGAUUAUGUUGGCUGAGGUUGUAUCAACACAGCAAUACCACUCUUAAGAUGCUCUCCCACACUGUUCCAGCAGCCAGAGUUUUUCCAAGAACACAUUUAGAGGGUACUAUUUGCAGUGAUUUCACAGCGCCAUUUAUUUGUCACAAUGUUAACAAAGAACAGUUCAAAAAUUUUUAGUAUCUCGAAAAAGCCUGGCUUUGAAUUUGGUACAAAAAUCUAACUUGGAAUUUGUCAGAGGAUUUGUCUAUUUAUUCACAAUUAUAAAUUAAAUCAUGAAUGUACUAAAACUGCAUGUUUUAUGGUCCAUACCCCAAAUGGGGUAUUUGGGAGGGGAACUUACAGUAUGUGUCCUAUACCAACCCUCUGUGCCCCACAGAUAUCCACUCGGGCUGAUUUAAAAGUCUGUGAGACCUCCUAAAAACAGAUCUGUGAUUUACAGCCUCGGAGUGGCUGCAGUGUAUACAACACCUCUGCAGUUCAACAGUUGUUACCAUGGCAUGACACCUCAGCACUAUAUCACUGGGGCACCCGCCGCCCCCGCAACAUCGAAAUGUAAAUGGGAUCAUCACUCUGUCACAGUACGGCCUCUCAUGGCAUCACUCAUUUCUUCUGAUUGCACUAUGGACUGUUAUAGGUCAGUGUGUUGGUCAACUGGCAAGCAGAACUUGCAGAGUUAUCCAUUACAGCAGACAAACGGAGAAUCACACAGCACAGUCAAUGUAACAAAUAGCUGCAAUACACAGGGCUGCAGUAGACGAUACACUGAGCAUAUUCAGUUAGCCUUCCUUACAGGUAUAUUGAGUCGCAUUUAGAGAUGGUAAGUAAAAUGAAAGACAUGUACAAAGUAAGAGGCAUUUUACUUAAUGUGUACGAAAUCGUAACAGAAUGGUUCAUGGUUUGAUUCUGUUGUAACUGGGUUGGUCAGUUCCAACAUUUCUUCCUCUGUGAAAGUUCUGUCAAACUAAAUAGGCUGAGAUACCAGAACCACCUUGUAAUGUAUAAUGUAAAAACUAUCUGAUAAUAUAACCACUUCAUAGAGACAAAUGUGCCUGGAAUGAAAUUGUAAUAAAACCUGUAAAUGUAAUAUACUGUAUAUCCAUGUUCUCCACCACAGAGAUACAGUAAGACUGUAAAGAAUGUAAUAUUUGAAAAAAAAAUACAUCUACAUUGAUGUAUAGUAAUAUUGUGAUGUCACAUCAUCCCAACAAUGUAUUAGCCAUAUUAACAGGUUUUAUUACAUUUUAAACCAUUUAAUGUGGACAUGUUUGUUUUACUUUGUCGAGUUAUGUUACUUGAUUGUAAUUACAUUAUCGGCAGCUAUAAUGAUGUACAGCUCAUGCCUCAGGAUGAACUGAGAGUAACAUCGUUCUGACAGUGUGAUAAUAAAGUGCCUUUUUAGUACAUCUCACUACCUAAACACACCAAUUUGGCAUUUACUCUACUGACUAUUGAUUUCAAGUUCAGAGGCAACUCUGUUCAGUUUUGGAGGGAUUAAAUUUGAUAAAUAGAUGCCUUCAAAAACUGUAAUUAUCUAACCCAGGUAUUAAGUGUGUCCAAUGAGAAGCAUUCAUAGAUUUACCAGCCAUGUGACAAUGGCAAACAUGCUGUACAUGCACAUGAUAUACAGUAAAGGCACAUACAGAACAUGUGUGUUGUAAGUACAGUACAGUACAGUACAUUAUGUUGCAAAAAUUGGAGUAUAUUGAUAAAUACACUGAUGUAAUCUAAACUACAAAGAUUCACUUUAGCACUUCAGUCUGGCCUGUAAUAUUUGUCUGUUUAAAUUCUUGACACUGUAUUAUAUAGUGUUUUUGUGAAGGUGAAAUGUACGAGUACAUGCUGAAGACAGGAGAAUGUUUGAACAACUGUUAACUACCCUUGGGGUGAGUUUGAAAGUAAAACUCUCAAUAAAUUACUCUUUCAGUGCAA
Messenger RNA from Seriola aureovittata, 3686 nucleotides. RefSeq names its product suppression of tumorigenicity 7 like (gene st7l). The coding region runs from base 4 to 1626 and encodes 540 amino acids. The transcript is spliced from 15 exons. The record is from RefSeq and is a predicted model, not a curated record. NCBI's taxonomy places the organism in Eukaryota, Metazoa, Chordata, Actinopteri, Carangiformes, Carangidae. Gene Ontology annotation, molecular function: protein binding.